Molecule: messenger RNA, 1473 nt
Organism: Rhizoctonia solani
Lineage: Eukaryota; Fungi; Basidiomycota; Agaricomycetes; Cantharellales; Ceratobasidiaceae
Product: lactonase, 7-bladed beta-propeller
Exons: 8
Coding region: 1-1473 (490 amino acids)
Source: RefSeq, a predicted model, not a curated record
AUGCCACUCAAUAGUUCAAUCACAAAUGCGCCCACUUCUUCCCCAACUCAACCUGUAACAAGCUCCCCCAACGACGCCCUUGAGUCCGCAACUUCCCCUGGAUCUGUGAAGAGCACCUCUAGAGGCGGCAGAAGCAGACCAGCAUCGGUUGCUUCCAAGGGCUGUAUAACCUCCGCUUCUACCUUGGCGUGUAAACCAGAGGACUUCAAAAAGUGGGCGUCAAUCGUGAAGCUACAACUUGAACCAAGCAUCAGUUUUGUCAUUCCCCCUGACCCCUGCUUCCAAAAUAUCCGGAGAAUUCAGUCUGCCUCUGUUUGUUUACCUUCCUGGCUGGGGGACGAGACCUCCUCAUGCAUUAGUCAUUUACCUUCAGUUUAUCGCAAUUUACUAGAGAGAGUCAGGUCACUGAUCAAGACAGACAUCUGCUCUCUUGACAAGAACGACAUUCCAGAUCUGCCCUCUGCAUUGCCUAUAAUAUUGCAAAUUUGCAACCAUCAGGCAAGACUACGUGCUGCGGGAAAACAGCAUAGCGAGAUGGACAUCCGCAUUGGGAUUGAUGCCCUUAUGCUUUAUAGUUGUGAUAUGGAAGAAGGACACCCAUUAACAUAUAACACUGAACAAACGCUCAAGCUCCCCUCAGCUGCAACCGAAGCAUUUGAUGUCACCGGUACUACUGCAGAUGGGGUUCAUACAUUAGAUAUCCCAAACCUACGUGUUUACCUGAAUCUUGAGUUCCGGAAGCUAACAUCUGCCAUUAAAGAGGUUCACUUAAUCCCUCCUGCUACGUUUGCCAUGAUACAUUGUGUAACUGAAUACAAGCGCGAGGGAAGCGGUGUAAACCAGCUUGUCUUUGGUAUCUACCAAUGUGGCACGGAUUUUGUCGAAGUUGUCUCAGCAACCUGGCAUAACAGCAUGAUCAAGACUUAUCUUGUUGGAUCAUAUUCGUUUCACUGUCCGCUUCAAAUGAUCCAAUUCUACCUGGUCCUCCGACAGAUUAAACACUUAGGAUCAGAGUAUGCUGACGAAUUGACCAAAUCCGAUGGUAUUCUACUACGAGCAUUUAGGGAGAAUCCGCCAAAGAAUGUUUGGGACAGAAGCAACCUACCAACUGUCCCUGAAACCCCAGAAGAGUCGAAUAUUCAAGGGGGAUAUGGAGGGCCAUCUGGAAAGACAGGACUUUCAGAUCAUUUGUCGGCGCUUGGUCAGUUUGACAGUUCCGAAAGAAUAUCAGAUUAUAUCAAGAGCCUCAGAUCCUUCCCUAUGAAUGCGUCCGCCCCUCUUGUUUGCCACAGCUACACAACUCACACCGAAAGCUCAGUCUCUUCCGACUAUGAUCUUGAAAGUCUGAAAAGCCCCCCACUGGGCGAACUUCCUAUGAAUAUCGGCAAAGCUGCUGACCUUAUGGAACACUACGGAUAUUGCUUCCUGCCAGGGAACGAGGCGGAAAACGCUCUGGAAGGGCAGCAAGCUUGA